AUGAGGAACUAUGGCUCAAAUCUUCCCAAGGAACCUGCUAUUCUCUCUGAUCAGGAGGACUGUCAGAAAGAAAGUGGUGAUGAGAAUCCUGAGCGUGGAAACUGGACCAACAAGACUGAGUACAUGCUGUCUAUGAUAGGCUUUGCUAUUGGGCUGGGAAACAUCUGGAGAUUUCCAUAUUUAGCCUUUAAAAAUGGAGGAGGUGCCUUUCUCAUUCCCUUUUUCCUGAUGUUGGUGUUGUGCGGUAUUCCCAUUUUUUUUCUGGAAAGCUCCAUUGGUCAGUUUUGCAGCCAAGGCCCAAUCAAUGUGUGGAGGGCAGUGCCAAUCCUACAAGGUGUCGGCUUUUCCAUGGUUAUGCUGAACAUAAUAAUCGCAAUUUAUUAUAACGUCAUUGUGGCCUACAGCAUCUACUACCUGUUCGCCUCCUUCCAGUUUCCUCUGCCCUGGUCCAAAUGCUACAGCUGGUCUGACGGGAACUGUAGCACUACACCCUUAGUGUACUGUAAUGAAAGUGGUGUUUUGGUGGCCAACUGGACUCAGGAAAACAGCACAUGUCCUGUGUCCAGUAUAAUCAAAGUUCCAGUGCAGAGUCCGAGUGAGCAGUACUGGGACCGUGUGGCUCUGCAGAGAUCCAGUGGUCUAGAUGAAACUGGACCAAUAGUUUGGCACUUGGCCCUCUGUCUGCUGCUCAGUUCCUGCAUUCUUGCUGCAUCACUCAUUAAAGGCAUCAAGUCCUCAGGCAAAGUUGUGUAUUUUACAGCAACAUUUCCUUAUUUAAUCAUUCUGAUCCUGCUGAUCCGAGGUGUGACACUAGAGGGAGCUGGAGAGGGAAUAGAGUUCUUCAUUGGUUCCAAAUCCAAUUUGACCAAACUGACAGAGGGACAGGUCUGGAAGGAUGCAGCUACUCAGACUUUGUUCUCCCUCAACGUUGCUACAAGCGGAGUUUUGACUCUUGUGUCUUACAGCACAUUUCACAACAACAUGUUCACGGAUUCCAUUAUUGUAUCUUUCGCCAAUCACGUUACCAGUGUGUUUGCAGGCUUUGCCAUUUUCUCUGUUUUGGGUCAUAUGGCUCAUGUCUAUGGAAAACCUAUAGAAGAAGUAGUGAAAGAAGGAUUUGGUCUUGCCUUCAUUGUGUAUCCAGAUGCUUUAGCUAAGCUUCCCAUUUCCACUCUCUGGUCCAUACUGUUCUUUUUUAUGCUUUACAUCAUUGGCCUGGACUCCCAGUUUGCACAAUUAGAGGUGAUCACCACCUGCCUGUGUGAUGCCUUCCCUGAACUUCUCAAACCUAAACGACCUUUACUGACAAUAAUGUCAGUAUGCAUCCUCUACCUGCUGGGCCUGCCAUGUGUCACACGGGCAGGAAUAUACUGGGUGACUCUGAUGGACCAGUUUAUUGCCAGCUGGGUGCUGCUUGUUUUGGCCCUUUUUGAGGUCAUUGGCAUCUUCUUCAUUUAUGGAGGUAAAAAUUUUAUCCAAGACACUGAGAUGAUGAUUGGCAAAAAAGGCUUUUGCUUCUGGGUGUGGUGGAAAGCAUGUUGGUACUUCAUCAGCCCCUGCAUCAUCCUGGUGGUCCUGUUGUGGUCUCUUAUAAGCCUCGUGCCCCCCACCUAUGGAAAGAUCCAGUACCCAGCCUGGGGCUUGGCUCUGGGUUGGUGCAUGGUGUCAUUUGUCCUCAUGUGGAUCCCCUUGGUUGCUGUAUAUAAGCUAAUGAGAGCUGAGGGAACCCUCUGGCAGCGUGUGAAGUCUUUGUGUGUUCCCUCUGAGGACUGGCGUCCCUACCUGGAAAUCCAUCGGGGAGAACGCUACUCAGACGAAAACUGUUGCAGAAGAAGAGCGGUGUUAACAAACAACAAGCAAAUGUAA
This is a messenger RNA of Cheilinus undulatus (humphead wrasse), 1866 nucleotides long. Its product is annotated as sodium- and chloride-dependent neutral and basic amino acid transporter B(0+)-like. Lineage: Eukaryota; Metazoa; Chordata; Actinopteri; Labriformes; Labridae. Gene Ontology annotation, cellular component: membrane. The transcript has 15 exons. Gene Ontology annotation, biological process: sodium ion transmembrane transport. Gene Ontology annotation, molecular function: L-proline transmembrane transporter activity. The record is from RefSeq and is a predicted model, not a curated record. Bases 1 to 1866 code for a protein of 621 amino acids.